Molecule: messenger RNA, 9396 nt
Organism: Closterium sp. Naga37s-1
Lineage: Eukaryota; Viridiplantae; Streptophyta; Zygnematophyceae; Desmidiales; Closteriaceae
Source: the annotation of a GenBank genome assembly
AUGAGCCUCAGCAGUCAAAAUGCGGGAGACAAGGCUUCCAUUCGCCAAGCAAAUAAGCUCGUCCUAUCAUACGACAGCGGGUCCAAACUUACCCACGCAGACGGUGCAUGGCUUACGUGCGAUUUGACAGGCUGCUCGACGCAAGAGGUUGCUCCGGAGGCAGAGUUCCGGUUGGUUCAAGGGGAGGGGUGGCGUGUGGCUUAUGAGGCAUCACCCAACUCAACCGACAGUUUUGCUGCUUCGGUCGGUGGAGAGGGAUGGAGUCUGGCGAUGAACGCCAGGGAAUGUCACGAUUUCUGCCAGCUCCUACGGGCCGUGCGAGCGUCUGUGCUUCGCCUUGACCCCGCCGACGUCCAAGAACCGCUCCAGAUCCAGGCACGUGGAUCGCAUGUCUGGCUCGAGGCCACCGUCCCGGCUGCCGGGCUAUUACCAGCUCUCUGCGCUGCCCUCAACGGGUCGUUGGAUGGGUCAGACCAGGCGGCAGGUUUUGAUCUUCGGUUUGGUCUAAUUGCGGCUCAAUCUCGUGCCGUGGGGGGCAAAGCAGCAGUACAGGUGGCGCACUGGCCAGCACCCGCGGUGGCGGACGCAUUGCAGAGCGCGGGGGAGCUGUUUGGAGUGCCGCGUGGGGAUCAGAGCGACGAACAGGACGAGGCUCGGCGGGUAGCGGCGGGCGUGUUCGUGGCGUCGUUGGAGUCCACGUCAGACACGGAGUCCCUCGUGUCCCUCGAGGAGCAGCUGCAGCACAUGCGGCAAGAGCUCGCCGCUGCGCGCGCACAGGUGCGCGCGUCGGAGACUCGCGUGCGGCAGACGCUGGACCGGAUGGCGGAGCUGGAGUCGCUCGUGGAGACCACGCGCGUCGUCGACCCCCUUCCCAGGGAAUCCAGCAGCAGCCAGGGGGACGCGGCGGAGGGUAGCGCGCCGAGUGCUAGCGGAGGGCGCGCGGAGGGGAGUCUGGCAGUGGUGGAGAAGGCGGAGGCGAUCCUGGCGGCGGAGCCCGCGGAGCUGCAGAGCGCCGCUGAGACGGCGGCGUCCCAGGGGCGCGUGGGGGAGGGGAAGCGGAAGGGGAAGGCCCCGCGGCGCACGAAGCUGGACACGUCGGGGCCGCUGCCCAAGUACGCGUCGACGCUCAAAAACUUCUGGUUCCCCGUCGCCUUCUCCAAAGACGUCGACGCCUCCACGCUGAUUCCGUUUGACUGCUUCGAGGAGCCGUGGGUGGUGUUCAGGGGCCCAGACGGCAAGCCGGGGUGCAUCCGGGACGAGUGUGCGCACAGGGCAUGCCCUCUCUCCAUCGGCACUGUGGUGGAAGGCCAUGCUGUCUGCCCCUACCACGGGUGGGAGUUCAAGCCGGACGGGCAGUGCACCAAGAUGCCGUCCACGCGCCUCACCAACGUGCGAGUGCGAGCGCUGCCGUGUGUGGAGCACGAGGGCAUGAUCUGGGUGUGGCCCGGCACUGCCACGCCCACCGACACCCUGCCCUCCACCAUGCCGCCCCCCUCCUACACUGUGCACGCCGAGAUAGUGAUAGAGCUGCCGGUGGAGCACGGGCUGCUGGUGGAGAAUCUCCUGGACCUUGCCCACGCGCCCUUCACACACACCACCACCUUCGCCAAGGGCUGGUCCGUUCCCAGCCUGGUUCGCUUCAAGUCGGCAGCAGCGCAGGCACUGCAGGGCCACUGGGACCCGUACCCCAUCGCCAUGGAGUUCCGCCCGCCCUGCGUGGUGGUGUCCACCAUCGGGCUCGUCAAGCCGGGCCAGCUGGAGGGGGAGGCCAGCGCGCAGGAGUGCACGCAGCAUCUGUACCAGCUGCACGCCUGCCUGCCGUCGUCACGCGGCAAGACACGGCUGCUCUACCGCAUGGGGCUUGACUUUGCCCAGUGGGUCAAGUUUGUGCCUUUCAUCGACAGACUGUGGAAGUCUCUGGCUAACCAGGUGCUGGACGAGGACUUGCGUUUGGUGCGGCGCAAGCUGGUGGAGCGGCUGGGCCCCGUGUGGAGCGAUGGCGAGCUGCGCGCCUUCUACCGCCUGCUGCGCGCCGAGGGGAAGAACUGGCGCAAGGUGGUGGCGGAGUUACCGGGGCGAACAGAGGAGAUGGCGGAGGCGCUCUUCAACAUGAACAGGGCGUACCUGUCGUUGCCAGAGGGAGCAGCAUCGGCGGUGGGGCUGGUGGCCAUGAUGACCGACCACUACUCCAUGCUCGUACGCCCCUCCCUCCCCUGCCACUACUCCAUGCUCGUACGCCCCUCCCUCCCCUGCCACUACUCCAUGCUCCACGAGGCGGCGGCAGAGCACCCGCAGGCAGCGGACGAGGGGCAGGCGGCAGGGCUGGCAGUGCAGGCAGGGGGAGGGGGGCAGGACCACGGCAGCCAGGCCGCCUCUGUCACUCCCCCCGUGGGGCGACGGCGGGGACGCGCUGUGCACCGUAGCAGCAGGGGGGGCGGGAUUCUUAGUGAGAGUGGGAGUGAGGCGGAGGGGGAGGGGGAGGGGGAAGGGGAAGGGGAGGGGGGCAGUGUUGGGUUCCGGAGUGACCGGGGCAGUGGCAGUGAGGGUGCGAGUGUGGGAGCGAGUGCGAGUGAGAGUGAGAGGGAGAGGGAGAGUAGGAGCGAGAGUGAGAGUGAGGCAAGGGUGCAGUAUCACCGGCCUCUCACCAGACACAGGACCAACAGCAUGGGUCAUAGCCGGGGGGAGAGAGGGGGACAACAGGCAGGGGAGGGAGCGGAGGGGAGUGAUGUGGCGGGCAGUGGAAGGCGGAGUGAGGGCAGGAGGAGGGAGGUGAAGCGGGGCGCAGAGGAGGGGAGUGCGGAGCAAGGGGCGGAGGAGCAGGAGGGGCAGCAGUGGAGCGUGGGGAGAAGCUCGGGGUCUACCGCCCCUCUGUGGUCGCGGGGCAAACGCAGUCGCAGGGCGCACGUGCCUGGUGGCGCGGGCAAGGGAGGGGGGGAACGGGGGGAAGGUGGGGAAGGGGAGAGAGCGGGGGAAGGGGGAGAGAGGGGAGGCGGCAGGGUGGGGCAGAGGAAGAGGCAACUGGAGGAGGAGGAGCAGGGCGAGGGCAGGAGGAAUGGGGGCGGAGGGGAGGGUGGGGGGAAGGAGGGUGGCGCAGAUGUGAGACAGCGUGCACAGGGAAGGCAAGCUGGCGGGCGCGGGCAAGGGGAGCGAGGGGAGGAGGAGGGGCGGGCAGGGCACGAGGGCAGGCAGGGGGAGUGGGGUGUGGGGGUGACAGCAGUAGCGAGCAGGCAGAGGGGUGUGGGGUCGCACACACCUAAGAAGGCUCGGUCAGCGGUUGCUGUGGUGGGUGGUGUGGGGGCGAGAGGGCGAGGCGCGGCAGAGGAGGACGAGAAGAGACGCUCUGAGGCGAAUGCUGGUGUGCGGGUGUCACUGCGGCCACAGCAGCAGGAACAGGAGGAGAAGGCAGGGGCCCAGAAGGAGGAGGCGGGGGAGGAAGAGAGCAGAGCAGAUGAGGCAGGUGGGGCGACGGGUGGUGGCAGGUUGGCAGGGAUGCAGGGGCGUGGAGAGGAGAAGGGAGCAGGGACCGAGGAGGAGAAGGGCAGGGGGGGUGAGGAGAAGGGCAGGGGGGAUGAGGAGAGGAGAGAGGAGAAGGGCGGUGGUGAGGAGAAGGAGGCGAAGGGUGGUGAGGAGAGGAAGGAAGGGAAGCGGGAGAAGGAGGGGAAGGAAGUGAAGGAAGGGAAGGGGGGCAAGCGCAAGGCAAAGGCAAAGAGGAAGGGGGUCGCAGGCGGGGCAGAGGUGGGGGGCGGGCCUGGUGGGCAGGGAGGGGAGGCGGUGGGUGGCGCGCACGCUGGGGUGGAGAGGGAGGCGGGGCAGCAUGCAGGAGAAGGGGGUCGAGUUGGGGGAGAUGGAGAUGGAGGGGGAGAAGGGGCUACGAGGGGCGAAGCGGGAGCAGCGGGGCAGGGGAUGCAGGAGGGCAUGGGUAGUGGAGGGGGGGAGCAUGCCAGCAGCCUUUUCCACGGUGGCAGCUCCGGAUUGGAUGCCCUGGCCACGUUGGCAGACCUGUCUCUGACAGCUAUGGCGCGCGCCAACAACCAUGCUGCCGCCGCUCAUGCCGCUGCCGCCCCUGCUGCCAGCGCUGCUGUGGGCGCCCCUGCAGCCCCUCCUGUUGCUGCUGCUGGGGGUGCAGCCACCGACCACCUGCCACCUGCCCCGCAGCCGAGCCAACGGCAUGAGGCGGAGGGGGAGGGCGGAGGAGCUGGUGCAGGGAAGCAGCGCGUAGCAGGCAGCAAGCAGGGUGAGGCGAGGUCGGGAGAAGGGGCGCAGGGCAGCAGGGAGGCGGCCAGAGGGGCAGGGCCUGUGCUGAGAAAGGUGAAGAAGAGUAAGAAGACCAGGGCAGGAGGGGGCGAUGAGAGGAAGGAAGGAGGCGGGGCGAAUAAGGACAAAAGCAGCCAGCCGGAGCAGGCAACAGGUGCCAUGCCAGGUGGCAUGCCAGGUGGAGUGAGUGAAGCUGCAGGUGCAGGCAUGGUUGUGGGUGCUGCACCUGCAGCAGGUGCAGUGGGCACAGCAAGGGAGGCAGACCCUCUAGACGACAUGCUGCGGCGCUUCCAGCACGCUGCAGCCGCACACGCCAGCGCCACCACCAGCAGACCUGGCAGCGGCAGCAGCAGCAGCAGCAGGGCGGGCAGCAGUGCAGUGGCGGGCAAAGGCGGGUCAGUGCCUGUGGUGGCUGGCAGUGGUGGCGCACAGGUCAGCAGCGGCAGGGCCGUGGGAGCUGCGGGAAAAGGGGCAGGGGGUGCGAGGCAGGCGGGGGGCGAGGCUAGGGCGGCCGGGGAAGGGGCGAAGAGGGUCGGGGGAGGGGAGGUGGCUCGGCAGCAGGGGGGAGGGGGGGGAGGAGGAGGUGGGGGGGGGAAAGCGGGAGGGGGGUCCAAGGGGGCUGUGAAGGGGAGGAGGAAGGGGGAGGAAGUGGGACAGGGCGAGAAGAAGGGGCAGGAGAAGGUAAAGGAGGGGCAAGUGCAGGGUGCGGAGCAGCAUGACCCUCUGCCUCCCCACUCCCUCGCUCCCUCCGCCCCUCCUACCGUGCCUCCCCCGGUUCCCCCUGCUGCUGCAGGGCCACGGCCCCUGUUGCUGCAAAUGCCUCCUUCCAUACCUGCUGCGCCCAUAACCCCCACGCCCUCCACUCCCCCCAUGCUCCCCUUGCUCCCCAUGCACCCUGCGCCUAACCACACUGCCUUCCCCCUGCACUCUGCUCCUCUGCUCCUGCCCCUCCCCAUGGGCGGUCCGCAAGGGGACGGGGGGGAGUAUGGGGGCGCGCAGCAGGGGGGAGGGGAGCAGAGGGCGGAUGCCACGUGGCCGCCCAUGCCACAUCAGCCUGGGCAACACGUGCCGCCACUUCAGCAACACCAAGCAUCAGAGAGGGGAGGAGAAACGUGGGGCAGAGCGCCACGUGUAGCAGCGCGGGGGGCAGGCAGGAGGAAGAGGCGCGUGGAGAUGUGGCAGGAGGGGAGAGAAGGCAGGGAGGGAAGGGAUGGGGUGGAUGGUGCUCUCCUCCCCCCACCACCCAUGUGCCUGGCAGUGCUGCAGUGGGCGCGGUGUGAGUUCUUGUACAGCGUCAUCGACUGCCCCUGGUUCCGCCACAGCGACUUCCACUGCUGCCUCGCCCUCCUCGCCGCCCCGCCUCCCACCGCCCUCCCGCGCACGCUCUGGCGCCUGCUGCGCUGUGCUCGUGAGCCUGCCUAUCAUUGGCCCCUUGCUCCUCUACCCUGCCCCAUCCCCUUAGCUUCAGUCUCGCCCUCAAAUAAUUUCACGUGCACAUCCGCCGUCCCUCCACGCUUCCUGCAACCCUCCCUUCUCAACCCACCCGUUUGCCAAUCUCACCACUCUCCCCCUGUCCCCCUUGCAUCCCCUGUCCCCCCUCCCAUCCCCCCAGCGCCAUGGGCAAGCCGCGCCGCCUCUCCCCCACCUUCCUAUCCAAGGAAAGGGCCAACCUUAUCGCCUUCUCAUCCCACCCUCCUCUCCUCUCCCCGCUUCCCCCUUACCCCCUUUCCUCCCCCCUCCCUUCCCAAAUCCCCUGCCUCCCAUCCCCCCAGCGCCAUGGGCAAGCCGCGCCGCCUCUCCCCCGCCUUCCUGGCAGAGGAACGGGCCAACCUCAACGCUUUCCGUGCUGCUGCCCGCGCCGCCCUCGCCACUGCUGCUGGUGCGCCUGCAGGAGUGGCUGCGCAAGGGGGUGGCCAGGUGCAAGUGGGGGAGGCGGUACUGGCAGUGCACCCUGGCACGGGCGUGGUGGCAGCAGGCAGGGUGGUGGGCGUGGGGCGUGGGGGGGAAAGGGAGGGAAGGGGGCAUGGGGAGGGGUGGGGGGAAGGGGAGGUGGUGGUGGUGCGGUUUGAGGAGGGGCAGCUGGGCACACAUGCGGUGGCUGAUGUGGACGUGGAUGUGCUGCCCCUGCAUGGCAUGCAUGGCGGGAUGAACCCGCCACACCAGGGCUUGCAUGGCGGGAUGAACCCGCCACACCAGGGCUUGCAUGGCGGGAUGAACCCGCCACACCAGGGCAUGCAGAUGAUGAGCCUGCCCAUGCAGGGCAUGCACGGCUCGCACCCAGCAGUGCAGAGUAUGGAUGGUUUACAUGGGUCGCUGCAGCAUGCAUGGCAGGGCGGGCCAGGUCAUUUGGAUCUCAACGGCUGCCUCCCUCCCACAUCUCCUGCCCCUGCUUCAGCCCCUGCCCCUGCCGCUGCCACUGCACCUGCUGCUGCUGCUGUGGGUGCGGCUGGUGCAGGAGAGUCGUUCAAGACGCCCACGCACAGGCCGCUGGCAGCCGCGGUGGUGGCGGGGAGUCCAGGGGAGACGGGGCAGUCGAGGGAGCAGGACGUGCAUGCUGUGGUGGAGGUGGCACGCUGCUGUGACAAGAAGGCGGCGCUGCUGGCGGAGCUGCAGUGGCUCAACGCGCACGCAGAGGGGCUGCUGGGGCAAUUGGAGCAGCUGGGGAAUCUGGGGACACAGCAGGGGAGGACGGGAGAGGGGGGUCAGGCAGGGGGUGUGGCGGAGGGAGGGGUGGGGUUGGAUGAGUCGUUUCAGCGGCAGUAUGCAGUGGUGCUGCUGCAGCUGAGGGACACGGACAAGCAGCUGGACGAGGCCCUGCAAGCCCUCAGGAGCCGCAACCGCUUCCUCCACCCCGCCCUCCCCCGCCCCUCGCCCUCCCUCCUCCCCUCGCCCCACCCCACACACCGCCUACUGCCCUCCCCUGCCGCCCCCCCACUCCUCGCCUCCCCCAUCCCCUCCCCCCUCAUCUCCGCUGCCCGCCUCCUCACUGCCUCCUCCUCCCACACUGCCCUCGCCAACGCGCCUCUGCGCCUCCCUCCUCUCAUCCCCCCACCGCCCCAAGCCCCCUCUCUUCCUCCGCUUUCCCUUCCACCCACCCUUCCCCCUGCACCCGUGCCACAUCUCUUGAUAGCCCCUGCCCCUGCACCGACUGAGGUGGCAGCAGCACCUGCAGCACUAGCGGCUCAAGCAGCUGCACUAACAGCAGUACCAGAAGCAGCACCAGCAGCGGUGGCAUUGGCGGCAGCACCAGCAGCGGCAACAGCGCCAGCAGCGGACGGGAGUGGGCAGAUGGGAGAAGCGAUGGGGAAGGCGCAGGAGGAGGGCAAAGCUGCAGCACGCUGGGAUGAGCCGGGCAGGGCUCCAGGGGUAGGUGCAGCAUGCAGACCGGGGAGCGAGAGGGGUGUGGGCGGAGGGGAAGGGGGGAAAACGGAGCAGGAGGGUCAGGGAAUCCUCCAAGGGGUGGUGAGCGAGAGAGGGAGGGCAGUGGGAGGGGAAGAGGAGGGUGCCAGCGGGGAGGUGUCAGCGGGGGUGCACCAGAUGAUAGGAGCGGCACAGCAGAGGGCGCAUGCCAUGGUGGCCGCUGCCCUGCACGCCCUCUCCCUCUGCCCGCCCACCGCUGACCCCUCGCUGCUCCUCUCCCAGGCCCUUUCCUCCCUCCCUCCGCCACACAUUUCCCCACCUCAGUUCCCCUCCUCGGCUCCACCCAUCUUCACCCCUCCACCUGGUAUCCCCCCACCCACCGCCAUGCCUCCUGCGGCUCUCACUGCUUUCGCUGCUCCUGCCACUGCUCCAAUGCAGCCAUUGCAUCCACACGGACCACCACAGGCAACCCAACAGGCACCAGAGCAACAACACCACCACCCAUCACCCUCCCCUGCCGGGCCUCCGCUCCCAUCUGCUGCAGCUGCAGCUGAUGCAGACACCAUGCCACACUGCACUGAACCGCACCACACCGCAUUACAACACCCUGCACCAGUUCCUCCAUACGCGCUGCGCCCUGUGACCCACCCUGCCAGCACCCCACCCCCCCACGCGUCGCGCUACCGUCUGCUGCAGCUCACCCCCCAGGGACCCGCCCUCAGAAGCCCUGGCAAGCACCCCUGCCCCGUGCCAGGGGCAGGGGGAGGAGCAGCAGGGGCAGGGGGAGCAGGCGGAGCAGAGGGAGCAGAGGGAGCAGGGGGGCGGUGGGAGGAGGGGGUGGGGGCGAGGGGGCUGCUGUGUGCAUCGGAGGAGGGGGGGCUGUCAGUGACGACGGGCACCACAGGGGGCUCUGAGGCCGAUGCUGUCACCACCGGCCGUGAUGCCCUCGAUGCUCGCGCUGCCCCACAUGCUGCUGCUCCACCUGCUGCUGUCGACACUCGUACCCGUUUUGGUGCCGACGCAGCAGCGGCUGCAGCUGCUGCUGCCGCAGCUGCGGCAGUCACGGGUGGGGGUGCUGCGGGCGCUGCAACGGGCAGUGGUGGCAGGCUAGCGCUAGGGGCAGCGGCAGAAGAGGGGGAGAGGAGGGAAGGCGAUGGUGGAGGCCAACACAAGGAGAGAGGCGGCCUUGCCGACCCUGCCACACCCGCCACUGCACUGGCGCCAACAGCUGCUGUUUCAGCUCCCUCACUUGCUGUCUCCCCAGACCACCACCGAGUGCUCUUCUCCCCCUCCCCCCCUUCCGCCGCCAGCCCCCCCUCCCUCCCCCUCGCCUCCCCCUCAGCCACCCUGUCUGUCUUCCCCCCCGCCACCUGCUCCCCUGAUGCACCCACAGCACCAGCAGCAGCGGCACCAGCGGCAGCAGCAGCGGGUGCAGCAGUGCAUGUGAUCAGCCCCCACCGGUCCUCCACCACCAAGGCCAGACCGCCCCCUCACACCCUCCGCCCCCCCGCCUCCUCCCCCUUUCCCACCUCCCCUCCAGACAGCACUGCGCGUGCAGGUGAUGGUGGGGAAGGGGGGGCAGGGAAGGAGGGGCUGCAUGAAGCAGCGGUGGCGCAUGGGGUGGGGGGAGGGGAGAGGGAGGAAAGGGGUCGGAGGGAGGAGAGGGAAGGCUGUGGCAGUGGAGGCGCCGAAGGGCAGGUCCGGGCUUCUGGUGCGGCAGGGGAUGUGCGGACGGUCAUGCAGCAAUGCCUCGCCUCCCUGCUGCUCGUUCAGGUACUUUGA